This is a messenger RNA of Fusarium redolens, 1652 nucleotides long. Its product is annotated as major facilitator superfamily domain-containing protein. NCBI's taxonomy places the organism in Eukaryota, Fungi, Ascomycota, Sordariomycetes, Hypocreales, Nectriaceae. The transcript has 3 exons. Gene Ontology annotation, biological process: transmembrane transport. Gene Ontology annotation, cellular component: membrane. The record is from RefSeq and is a predicted model, not a curated record. Gene Ontology annotation, molecular function: transmembrane transporter activity. Bases 1 to 1545 code for a protein of 514 amino acids.
AUGUCGCGAUCCCCGCCCAAAGAUCAGACUGAGGUUCAUCUAACCAUCCUCGACGACGUCGAAUCUUCGCAGGCUUUAAGUACGGGCGCUGCAACUCCGCUGACACUUAUAAGAAGAACUGCAGUAGUAUUCCAGCUUUGCGGGGUCAAUUUCGCCACGAGCGCAUCCAGCGGUCUCAUAGUCAUUGGACUUCCUCAAUUGACCUCAGAUCUCAAUAUACCGCAGUCGCUCGCCUUCUGGCCGUCAUCAGUUCAAGGGCUAGCCACAGCUUCGGCACUGCUGCUCUCAGGUGCCGUCGCUGAUGUCUUGGGGCCCCGAUCCGUAAAUCUAUCGGGGUGCAUACUCAACGGCGUGCUCAUGUUGUCCUGUGGAUUUAUCAAAAGCGUUCAACAAUUGAUUACUAUGAGGGCAUUGCAGGGCGUUGCCAUAGCGAUGCAUUUCUCCAGUUCUGUGGCUCUCGUCGCUGACACUCAGCCUCGUGGACAGAGCCGAAACAUAUCGUUCGCUUGCUUGGGUUUGAGUCAGCUGCUAGGCUUUACCUUUGGCCUUGUCCUCGGUGGCGUACUCGUUGAUACUGUUGGAUGGCGCUCGGGAUGGUAUCUUUAUGGAGGCACUACCCUGCUCCUGUCCGCCGUUGGUCUAUGGUCACUGCCAAAGCCCGAGCCGCUCGGUUUCCGAAACAUAUUCGGUGAUUUGAUAUCCAGAGUCGAUUGGAUCGGAGCAUUACUUGCCUCGGUUUCCAUGGCCUCGCUUUCCUAUUUCUUAGCGGUUAUCAGCACGGACGUCCAUCGUAUCAAAGAGACCGGGACUAUUAUACUCCUAUGCUUCAGCUUGGCGACCCUGCCACUGUUUGUUGGUUGGAUGCAUUACCGAGUAAAAAGAAGCAUGCCGGCUCUAAUACCUAAUGCCUUCUGGAGCAACUCUGCUUUUGCUGCUAUAUGUAUUGCUGUAGCUUUAUCGUUUGCAGUGCUGAAUUCUCUUGAUCUUCUUACAAGUCUCUAUUUUCAAGAGAUCCAAUAUUUGUCGGCUGUCGAGGCUGCGAUCCGCAUCCUUCCCAGUACCGUCGUCGGACUAGGCCUUAAUCUGAUGACCGGUCUCAUCGUGCACAAAAUACCUGCUGUCUGGCUUGUAGCGGUCUCGUCACUACUUUCCUCGGGAUCCCCGCUGCUUAUGGCCAUGAUCAAUCCUAGUUGGUCUUAUUGGGUCGGUGCUUUCUUCGCACAAAUCCUUCUGCCAUUUUCUAUCGAUGUGCUCUUCACCGUCGGGCUCAUUAUUGUUACUGAGGUUUUCCCCGAGAAGAAUCAAUCCCUUGCCGGUGCUGUCUUCAACACGGCAGCGCAGUUUGGGAACGCUCUGGGGUUGGCUAUCGUUCAAGUAGUCUCCGCAGGGGUGACAAACCGAAACAUCAACCCAAAGUCCCCCGAGGCUCGCUUGGAAGGUUACCGUGCAUCUUUUUGGACUCUCUUUGCCCUAAUGCUUGUUUGCGUACUUGUGGGAGCACUUGGGCUACGGAGAGCGGGCAAGGUUGGGUCGAAGCGUGAUUGACAUUAUCCUUUGAUCUGGACCGCUCAAUCCAUGGACCGUCUUAUUCCACACGUCUUAUAGUUGAAACCAUGGUGGAGUGGCUAAACAACGAAAGGGUAUGAUAGGUG